GAGCCCAGCGCCCCAGUGCCGUGCGCCCAGGGGGCCGGGGGCCCUGCGCAUGGGGCCGGCUCCAGCGGGGGGCCUGCAGCGGGGGCGCCCCGGCGGGGGCGGGAGAGCGCGCGGGGAGCCGGGGUGCGGAGCGCGUCCCUCCCCAUGGAGCCCUCGGGGCUGGAGCAGGAGGGCCCGGGCCAGACCCACCCGCACCACGAGCCCAUCAGCUUCGGCAUCGACCAGAUCCUGAGCGGCCCGGAGCAGGGCGGCUGCUUGGGGCCGGCCCGCCCGGCGGGGGAGCCGGACUACGCGCUCUACGGGAGCGGCUGCAGCGGCGCGUACAACCCCGCCUGCUCGCUGGGCUCCUACAGCCUCAGCCGGAGCAUGACCGUGGCCCCGGGGGGCCCCGCGGGAGGGGUGAUCCGGGUGCCGGCGCACAGACCCCUUCCCCCCGCGCCAGGGGCACCCGCCGCUCCCCCGCAGCCGGGGGUCCCCGGCCUCCCCAGCCUCCCCUUCCCCUGGAUGGAGAGCAGCAGGCGCCUCGCCAAAGACCGGCUUUCAGCUGCGCUGUCCCCGUUCGCCGUGACGCGGCGCAUCGGGCACCCCUACCAGAACCGCACCCCCCCCAAGAGGAAGAAGCCGCGCACGUCUUUCAGCCGGGUGCAGAUCUGCGAGCUGGAGAAGCGCUUCCACCGGCAGAAGUACCUGGCCUCGGCCGAGCGGGCCACCCUGGCCAAGGCCCUCAAGAUGACGGACGCCCAGGUGAAGACCUGGUUCCAGAACCGCCGCACCAAGUGGAGGAGGCAGACGGCGGAGGAGCGCGAGGCCGAGCGCCAGCAGGCCAACCGGCUGAUGUUGCACCUGCAGCAGGAGGCCUUCCAGAAGAGCCUGAGCCAGCCGCUGCCGCAGGACCCGCUCUGCAUGCACAACUCCUCCCUCUGCGCCCUGCAGAACCUGCAGCCCUGGGCCGAGGACAAGAAGGUCACGUCCGUCUCAGGGGUGGCAUCUGUGGUGUGAGGCCCCCGUGCUGCCCCCUGGAGCGGGGGGAGAGACCCGUCUGCACGUCCCCACGGAGGCUGCGGGGUGGUAGGGGCUGGGGCCGGACCCUCCAUGCCUGCUGCAGAUGCAGAUCCCUGGGGCAUGGGCUGCUGCCCCCAGGG
Chrysemys picta bellii (western painted turtle) is the source of this 1142-nucleotide messenger RNA. RefSeq names its product T cell leukemia homeobox 2 (gene TLX2). The record is from RefSeq and is a predicted model, not a curated record. NCBI's taxonomy places the organism in Eukaryota, Metazoa, Chordata, Testudines, Emydidae. Gene Ontology annotation, cellular component: nucleus. Gene Ontology annotation, biological process: regulation of transcription by RNA polymerase II; animal organ development. Gene Ontology annotation, molecular function: RNA polymerase II cis-regulatory region sequence-specific DNA binding; DNA-binding transcription factor activity, RNA polymerase II-specific.